AUGGAGUACCACCCUCCAGCAGCGCAGCACAUGGUGCUUUGCGCCGAUUGCGGUACGCCCAUCGCACCCAAUAAUGCCAACCUCUGUCUUUCGUGCUUGAGGAAUUCGGUCGACAUCACCGAGUCGGUUCCCAAGCAAGCCACGGUCAACUUCUGCCGAAAUUGUGAGAGGUAUCUCAACCCUCCCAACUCGUGGGUCCCGGCUCGUCUCGAGUCGAGAGAGCUGCUCGCCAUCUGUCUCAAGAAGCUCAAAGGGCUCAACAAAGUUCGGCUCAUCGACGCCGGUUUUAUCUGGACCGAACCGCACAGCAAGCGUCUUCGUGUCAAGCUUACAGUGCAGAAGGAAGUCUUCACAUCCACCAUCUUGCAGCAGUACUUCGAAGUCGAGUUCGUCGUGCAAUACGGCCAAUGCCCCGAUUGCACGCGUCUGGCGGCUAAGAACACAUGGCGCGCCAUGGUGCAGGUGCGACAAAAAGUGCAGCACAAGCGUACCUUCCUCUAUCUCGAGCAGCUCAUUCUCAAACACAAUGCGCAUCAGAAUACUGUGUCUAUCAACGAGAAGAAAGACGGUCUGGAUUUCUUCUACACGCAACGAGCACAUGCCAUCAAGAUGGUCGAGUUCCUCAACUCAGUCGUCCCUAUCAAGACAACCAAGUCGGAACAGGUGAUCUCGAUGGAUGUACACACAUCCACCACCAACUACAAGUUUACCUACAGUGUCGAAAUCGCACCCAUUUGCAAAGACGAUCUGGUGUGUUUACCGCUCAAGAUGGCCAAGCAGCUUGGUAACAUUGGUCAGCUCGUGCUUUGCCACAAGGUGACCAAUUCGUUGCGAUUCAUCGAUCCGAUCAGCUUGCAAAUCGCCGAAGUGCCGGCGGAAAAGUACUGGAGGGAUCCGCAACCGGCUCUCGCCACAAUCCCGGAAAUGGUCGAGUUCCUCGUGCUCGACAUUGAACCCACCGGACGUUACGCCACCAACACACAUGGUGUGCAGAAUCGACGUCUCGAAGAGGCGGAUGCGCAGGUCUCGCCACUCAAUGCCGCCUCGUUUGGCGAAGCUGAUGCCGUUUACCACACGCGCACGCAUUUGGGAGCCAUCUUGCAACCAGGUGACACAGUUAUGGGUUACUACCUACGCAUCGCCAACUUCAACUCAGCUACCUGGGACACCAUCCCCGCGGACCGUAUGCCGGACGUGGUUCUGGUCAAAAAGUCGUACCCCGAGCGCAAGAAGCGUUCGAAGAACCGUAUGUGGAAGCUCAAGUCGAUGGCAAAGGAAGCCGAGGAUGCUACCACGGAAGGAGCUGUGGGACGAGGAGCGGUGGGACGGCGUGGUGGCUUGGACUCGCAACGUGUCGAGCGAGACUACGAGCUGUUCCUGCGCGAGCUCGAGGAGGACGAAGAAAUGCGUGGCACGGUCAACCUGUACCGAGAUACCAAGAAGGAGGAAGAGAAGCGACUGCGCAAGGAACGCGCCGCACAGAUCAAGGCGGAGCGCGAAACUGCGUUGGCGAUGGAUGGUGUCGAGCAAGACGCCGAUUUCGACGACGGCAUGACCACCGAUGGCGAGAGUGAGUGGGGCGAUGACGAUGCACCGCGUGUCGGACUGGACGAGUUGCUCGACGACUUGGAAGAUAUGGCCAUCGAGGAUUGA
Mycosarcoma maydis (corn smut) is the source of this 1653-nucleotide messenger RNA. Its product is annotated as putative ribosome-binding protein NMD3. Gene Ontology annotation, biological process: ribosomal large subunit export from nucleus. The record is from RefSeq and is a predicted model, not a curated record. Bases 1 to 1653 code for a protein of 550 amino acids. Lineage: Eukaryota; Fungi; Basidiomycota; Ustilaginomycetes; Ustilaginales. The transcript has a single exon. Gene Ontology annotation, molecular function: ribosomal large subunit binding. Gene Ontology annotation, cellular component: nucleus; cytoplasm.